UCAAAUAAAAGAAAAAAAUCAAAAGCGAACGCGUGUUGCAACUAUGUUGCAAAUGCACGCUCGUGCAUUAUUGCGUCAUGAUAUAAAUGUUACAUUUUCGCGGGAGAGAUGCGUGAUUUGUUCGCAUCGCAUGAUUGUUGUAGGAAGUCUUUCGUUUUUUUUUCCUCCUCUGUUUUUUUUCCUCCUCCAGCCGGGCUAUUCAAACCUGCAGAUCUAAGUAAACAAUCAUUCGCUCACUUAAUGCAAAUAAUGCGGCGUUUUACACCUCGCUCUUUUGAUCUGAUUUCACGCGAUGUAUUUUUGUCGCUAAAAAAAUGGGAUCUGCAGAAUAUGGCGCCCUGUCCUUAUAAAAAUAAGACAGGCUGCCAUUUUUGUUUUCCUUUUGUCUGAAAUUUUUAAUAAAACUGUCUGAGAAUGUGGGAGAGGCAGACACCGGGGACCCGGACUCUCAGAAGCCACGAAACGCGUCCGCUCGCGCUCUUUUGCGAGUGUUUUUAAUUUGAUGUUUGAUCAAAGGCGGCGUGCUUUAAUUGAGAAUGAUUUCAAGGAUGCCGAUAGAAUAAAAGAAAAAGUUGAAAUGGCAGAACCUCGAUUUAAUAAUCCAUACUUCUGGCCUCCUCCACCCUCUAUUCCUGGUCAGUUGGAUAACCUCAUGCUGAUCAACAAGAUCAAAGAACAGCUCAUGGCGGAGAAAAUCAGACCUCCACACCUCUCGCCCACUUCCGUCUCUUCCCAGCAGCCCUUACUGGUGCCACCCACGGUGACAGAAGGUGGGCAGCACAAUAUAUCAACGCCCAAGCUGCAGCAGAUGCCGGGACUCCACGCUCACAGCACCACCCAGGCCGACAUCGCCCUACACGCACGACCCGCCUGCAGCACCGUCGCAGGUCGUAUUCUGGGUGAUGUAAACUUGAAUCUGGACGAUAAAACGGCUAUUAAAGCAAGAGGAUUGUGGGAAGACUGGCAUUUGCGGCAAAUCAUAGACCAGCCGUCCAGAGCGAAUCAUCUGUCAGAAAUGUUCAUUUCAGGACUGUCACUGACGUCUUCUCGAACUGCCAACCACAACACAUCAGAGAGCGUGACGCCGAGCACCCUGAGCACUCCAACCACCAGCAGUCAGACGCGUCAGAGCGCCGCACCUUCCCCAAACCUCAUCUCAGGACUGUCCUGCGGGCCGGGGAUGGAUGUGAUCAAGAACAGCGGAGGACUGGCAGGACUGCUUGGGCCUCCUCCGAAGAGCAUAGGACGAGGUCGCAAAAAGAUCAAAGCUGAAAACCCCUCUGGGCCGCUCUUUGUCGUUCCCUACCCAUUCCUGGCCUCUGGAGCCGACCAAUCAACUGUCAGCAUCACUGCCAAAGAGGGCAAAACCUACAGAUGUAAAGUGUGUCCGCUGACGUUCUUCUCCAAGUCAGACAUGCAGAUACACUCCAAGUCCCACACGGAAGCAAAGCCUCACAAGUGCCCUCACUGCACCAAAACUUUCGCCAACGCGUCCUACCUGGCCCAACACCUGCGCAUUCACCUGGGGGUGAAGCCGUAUCACUGCUCCUACUGCGAGAAGUCCUUCCGCCAGCUCUCACACUUACAGCAGCACACCAGAAUCCACACAGGUGAUCGGCCAUAUAAAUGUAUCCAACCAGGCUGUGAAAAGUCCUUCACACAGCUCUCCAAUCUUCAGUCUCACCAGAGAUCACAUAAUAAAGACAAGCCUUACAAGUGCUCCAACUGUUACCGCGCUUACUCUGACUCCGCCUCCCUCCAAAUCCACUUGUCUGCUCACGCAAUCAAAAACGCCAAGGCAUUUUGCUGCAGCAUGUGUGGUCGAGCCUACACCUCAGAAACGUACCUUAUGAAACACAUGUCUAAGCACACGGUGGUAGAACAUCUGGUGAGUCAACACUCGCCGCAAAGGACCGAAUCACCCAGCGUUCCCAUUCGCAUUUCCCUCAUCUGAGACCCUGGUCCUGGCCCGGUCAAUCUUUCCCAGUCUUGGCAUAAGCAAACCAAGGUGGUUUGCAUUUAUUUUUGUGUGUGUUUGUUAGUUUGUUUCAGUUUUUGAGAACAUUCCGACAUGUAUUAGACUGUGUGUAUAGAGGCUCGAAACACAGCAGCGGUUUGGGAAGUUUCUGUUACACACAUUCCUCUUCUCCAACUCAUCGUUGAGUUGAGAGGAAAUAAUCGGGAAAUCCAAAGAUGGUUUCACAGCACUUUCAGGCCACACAGUUUUGGCUUUAAAAGUUUCUGGUCUGUUAUGACAAUAAAGGCAUUGCUCUGGGCAGCUAAGCGUUUGGGACUGUAGGGAUUAUGCAUUAUUAAAUCACAGGACAUACGUGUGUAUGUUUUAAGCUUGGACCAAGUCCAGUAUCACCUCUCAUAUUUUUCUAUGCUGUCUGGGAAAAAUCCCCUUCUUUUGGGCAACUCAAAGUUGGUUUAGAGACCAAUGGUCUUGUGUUUUGAUAAUGUCAUUCAUAAAAUGUUUUCAUUUCUAUUAAACAUAAAAGAAAUCGGACAUCGAAAUGAAAAUCGCUUUAGCAUUAAAGUUAACUCCUCAAGAGGACUGUUAUGAAUCUGACUUCAUAAACAAAUCAGCACAUUUAGAUUGAUCCCUUAGUGCUUCACAGAUGUUAUGGUCUGGUGCCAGGAAUAGAAUAUGAAAAUGGCAAAAGAUUCUGAUGUUUCAGAAUAGACAUGCAUAACAUUUAAAAAUUACACUUAUGAAAAGUGUAAACCUGCGACGAUUCAUACGUUACGGUUGUCAGCAUGCAUUUGACAUUGUAGAUUAGUGAAAGCUGUCAGGAAAUGUCCAGAUUACUAUAUUUUGCACAAAAGAAAAUGAAGAUCAUUAUUAUUAUUAUUAUUGUAUUUUUUUGGCACGAGGCCUUAUUUUUAUCCUGUCCCUUAGUUUUUAAAUUGAAUAAAUGUGUUUAAUAAAUUUUAUAAAUGUCUUAUACAAAUACUGUACUUAAUUUGUUUUUAUUUGAAUAAUGGUAUUAAUAAUAUAAUGUCCAGUUUUUAAAAUGUUCCAUAAAAUCAUAAAAUUCAACCAAACAUACACACACACAUAUAUAUAUAUAUAUAUAUAGAGAGAGAGAGAGAGAGAGAGAGAGUGUGUGUAGGUUUAGGUGAAUUCUAUGGAAAAUUUCCUUAAUUAUCAUGAAUAAUAAAAAAAAAAGAAUCUUGCUGGUCCUAAAAAUCUUAAUUUUCUUUUGUUCAAAAUAUCUUUUUGCAAUUUUUAUUUUUUUUUUUUUUUCUGAUUUUGGGGGUGAAAUGUAUAACCUGGACAUGUUCUUGUGAGAUACCGCCUUUCAGCCAGAGAACAAUCUUGUGGGGGAAAAAAGCUGUAGAGUUGCCCAAGAGAUUUGUGUAGCUGUAUCGAUGUCUAGAAUACCUCCUUGGCUUAUUAUACUGUACAUGUUUAUACUUAUUAUCAUAUUGAAAUAUUAAUGACUAACAUGUUAAUUUUACACAUUUUAAGCCUUAACCAUUUUAUCACUAGUUGUUUACCAUCACAUUUUCUAUAUAUGUUAUACCAUAUUGGUGUUUACUUGUGUACUCCGUACUUUUAUGUAAUUUUAUUUCCUAGCAUGAACACGCUGUAAAUAAACUAUACAGUACUUAAGUGUUAACCAGUUUAUAUAAGAUGACAACAUGUCUAGUUAUUAUAAAAUAUACCUUUUUAAUUGUCUUGAAUUGUGGUACUCUAUAAGAUUUGCCUUGGCUGCUACAUGCAAAGUCAAGACAUGGAGAGGAAACAUACUUUGUAAAAGUAAGAAAAUAAAUAAAUGAGAAAAUUCUG
This is a messenger RNA of Carassius auratus (goldfish), 3796 nucleotides long. RefSeq names its product zinc finger protein 362-like. Lineage: Eukaryota; Metazoa; Chordata; Actinopteri; Cypriniformes; Cyprinidae. Bases 503 to 1954 code for a protein of 483 amino acids. Gene Ontology annotation, cellular component: nucleus. The transcript has 9 exons. Gene Ontology annotation, molecular function: DNA-binding transcription factor activity, RNA polymerase II-specific; RNA polymerase II transcription regulatory region sequence-specific DNA binding. The record is from RefSeq and is a predicted model, not a curated record. Gene Ontology annotation, biological process: regulation of transcription by RNA polymerase II; embryo development.